Messenger RNA from Malania oleifera, 4241 nucleotides. Its product is annotated as ABC transporter B family member 11-like. The record is from RefSeq and is a predicted model, not a curated record. Gene Ontology annotation, cellular component: membrane. Lineage: Eukaryota; Viridiplantae; Streptophyta; Magnoliopsida; Santalales; Ximeniaceae. Gene Ontology annotation, biological process: transmembrane transport. Gene Ontology annotation, molecular function: ABC-type transporter activity; ATP hydrolysis activity; ATP binding. The coding region runs from base 240 to 4136 and encodes 1298 amino acids. The transcript has 13 exons.
AAACCCGACGGGCUUUAAAUUUAGCUGCUACGGAAAUAAUGCAACGCAUGCUGUGUCUUCAGUUGCAUUUAUUAAACUUAAAGAAGGCAAUCAUGUGCUAGCAGCCGAGAGUGGGAUCUGCUGGCUGAGCAGAGUACGAGAAACUUCAGAGGAAUCACGACCCAGAUCGAUCAAAAUAAAAAAUCAACACUUUUGGUGUCCUCCUCCUGCAAGAUUUGCUUUUCUUUGGAUUUGGUCAUAUGGCCAAGACGAAUGGAUCGAACAGCAACACUGAGAUGCAGAAGUUCGCACCGUCAACGAGCCGUGCACCAGAAAACGAUGCAGAGAAGAGCUCUACCGUUAAUGGGGAAGAACAAAAAGCCUUGGAGAAAAGUAAGGGAGAGGAGAAAACCAGCAGAGUCCCAUUUCACAAGCUGUUCACCUUUGCAGAUUCCACAGACAUCUUCUUGAUGACUGCUGGUACAAUUGGUGCUGUUGGGAAUGGGUUGUGUUUGCCCCUCAUGACGAUACUUUUCGGGCAGUUGAUUGAUUCCUUUGGAGAAAACCAGCACAACAAGGACGUGGUUCGUGUUGUUUCAAAGGUGUCUUUGAAAUUUGUCUACUUAGCUAUGGGAGCAGCGGCAGCAGCAUUCUUGCAGGUUUCUUGCUGGAUGGUCACUGGGGAGAGACAGGCUGCAAGAAUUCGAAGUCUAUACUUGAAAACUAUAUUGAGACAGGACGUCGCUUUCUUCGAUAAGGAAACAAACACGGGGGAAGUUGUCGGAAGAAUGUCCGGAGAUACUGUUCUUAUACAAGAUGCCAUGGGUGAGAAGGUUGGGAAGUUCAUACAGCUUGUGUCGACAUUCUUAGGGGGCUUUGUAAUAGCAUUUGUCAAAGGGUGGCUUCUCACCCUUGUUAUGUUAUCCUCAAUUCCUCCUCUUGUAAUGGCUGGCUCGGUGAUGUCGAUCAUGAUUGCCAAGAUGGCAUCCCGUGGACAAAGCGCUUAUGCCAAAGCAGCAAAUGUGGUAGAACAGACUAUUGGAUCGAUCAGAACUGUGGCAUCAUUCACUGGGGAGAGGCGAGCUGUGGCAGAUUAUAACAAGUUUCUCGUAAAUGCUUACAGAACAGGCAUUCAAGAAGGUUUGGCUGCUGGAUUGGGUCUUGGUGUGUCUAUGUUCAUCAUUUUCUGCAGCUACAGCCUGGCUAUAUGGUUUGGUGCAAAGAUGAUACUGGAAAAAGGAUAUACGGGGGGUGAUGUGCUCAAUGUUAUUAUUGCUGUCCUAGCUGGUUCUAUGUCCUUAGGGCAGGCAUCUCCUUGCAUGAGUGCAUUUGCUGCGGGUCAAGCUGCCGCCUUCAAGAUGUUUGAAACAAUCAACAGGAAGCCAGAAAUAGAUGCUUAUGACACUAGGGGAAGAGUAUUGGAUGAUAUCCGUGGAGAUAUAGAGUUGAGAGAUGUCUAUUUUAGCUAUCCAGCUCGACCUGAUGAGCAAAUAUUUAGUGGGUUCUCUCUAUUCAUCCCCAGUGGCACAACUACAGCUUUGGUUGGACAGAGCGGGAGCGGGAAGUCAACAGUGGUUAGUCUGAUAGAGAGGUUUUAUGAUCCUCUAGCAGGUGAGGUUCUUAUAGAUGGUAUAAAUCUCAGGGAGUUUCAGCUGAAGUGGAUUAGGGAGAAAAUAGGUCUUGUAAGCCAGGAGCCUGUGUUGUUUGCAUCCAGCAUUAAGGAUAAUAUUUCCUACGGGAAGGAAGGUGCAACAAAUGAAGAAAUAAGAGCAGCCGCCGAGCUCGCAAAUGCUGCUAGAUUUAUUGAUAAACUUCCUCAGGGGCUAGACACAUUGGCUGGUGAGCAUGGUACUCAGCUGUCCGGUGGACAGAAGCAGAGAAUUGCCAUAGCAAGAGCAAUUCUGAAAGACCCUAGAAUUUUACUUCUGGAUGAAGCUACGAGUGCGCUUGAUGCAGAAUCUGAGAGAAUAGUGCAGGAAGCGUUGGACAGGAUUAUGGUUAAUCGAACCACUGUAAUUGUUGCCCAUCGUUUGAGCACGGUGAGGAAUGCAGAUACGAUUGCUGUCAUUCAUCGAGGAAAGAUGGUUGAAAAAGGUUCACAUUCUGAUCUGCUUAAUGAUCCUGAUGGAGCAUACUCUCAGCUUAUACGUUUGCAAGAAGUGAACAAGGAAUCAGAACAUGAAGCUGCCAACCAAGACAAGGCAGAAAUUACAGUGGAAUCUGGAAGACAGUCGAGCCAACGGAUGUCUUUACGAUCCAUAAGCCGGGGAUCAUCUGGACCAGGAAAUAGCAGCCGCCACUCACUGUCAGUCUCAUUUGGUCUGCCCACAGGAUUCAACAUCCCCGAAAAUGCAAUGGCAAAUCCAGAAGAAAAUUCCUCAGGAGCGGCAAAACCACCUCCAAAAGUCCCUCUUCGACGCCUUGCCUAUCUCAACAAGCCAGAGGUUCCUGUGUUGCUCCUGGGGGCUGUAUCUGCUGUUAUCAAUGGUGCAAUACUUCCGAUUUUUGGCAUAUUAAUUUCAAAUGUGAUCAAAAUAUUUUACGAGUCUCCGCAUGAGCUAAGGAAGAAAUCGAAGUUUUGGGCAGUAAUCUUCAUGGUUCUUGGCCUGGCAUCUCUCCUUGCAUUUCCAUCGCAAUCAUAUUUCUUCUCGGUGGCAGGUUGUAAGCUAAUAAAGCGUAUAAGGUCAAUAUGCUUUGAGAAGGUAGUUCACAUGGAGGUUGGUUGGUUCGAUGAGCCUGAGCAUUCAAGCGGGGCAAUUGGAGCAAGGCUAUCUGCAGAUGCAGCUUCCUUGCGUGCUUUGGUUGGGGAUGCGCUUGCUCAGCUAGUCCAAAACUCCACAUCAUUAAUUGCAGGUUUGGCCAUUGCAUUUGAAGCUAGUUGGCAGUUGGCACUUAUUAUCCUUGCUAUGAUUCCUCUUAUAGGAGUUAAUGGGUAUGUUCAAGUGAAGUUCAUGAAAGGGUUCAGUGCAGAUGCUAAGAUUAUGUAUGAGGAAGCAAGCCAAGUUGCAACGGAUGCAGUUGGGAGUAUUAGAACCGUUGCUUCCUUCUGUGCAGAAGAGAAGGUGAUGCAACUGUACAAAAAGAAAUGUGUAGGCCCUAUGAAAACCGGAAUUAGGCAGGGCUUGACAAGUGGGAUAGGGUUUGGGCUGUCUUUCUUCUUGCUCUUUGCUGUCUAUGCAGCCAGUUUCUAUGCAGGGGCUCAUCUAGUUGAGGAUGGAAAAACAACAUUCUCAAAAGUUUUCCAGGUUUUCUUUGCUUUGACCAUGGCAUCUUUUGCAAUUUCUCAAUCAAGCUCCUUAACCCCCGAUUCCGCCAAAGCCAAAACUGCUGCUGCUUCUAUAUUUAAAAUUCUAGACCGGAAGUCAGAAAUAGACCCGAGUGAUGACUCUGGGACAACAUUAGAAAGUGUGAAAGGAGAAAUUGAGCUUCAACAUAUAAGCUUUAGGUAUCCUACCAGACCAGAUAUUCAGAUUUUCCGAGACCUUAGUUUGAAAAUUCAAUCCGGCACGACGGUUGCUCUGGUUGGGGAAAGUGGGAGUGGAAAGUCUACGGUGAUCUCAUUGUUGCAGAGAUUUUACAAUCCCGAUUCGGGUCACAUAACACUAGAUGGAGUAGAAAUUCAAAAGCUCCAGCUGAAGUGGUUGAGGCUGCAAAUGGGUCUGGUUAGCCAAGAACCAGUUUUGUUCAAUCAAACGAUCAGGGACAACAUUGCAUAUGGAAAAGAAGGAAAUGCAACUGAGGCAGAAGUUUUGGGUGCAUCAGAGUUGGCAAAUGCCCACAAGUUCAUCAGUGCAUUACAACAGGGGUAUGACACAAUGGUAGGGGAGAGAGGAGUCCAGUUGUCUGGAGGUCAGAAGCAACGGGUAGCCAUUGCCCGUGCCAUAGUGAAGAACCCAAAGAUUUUACUCCUAGAUGAGGCUACAAGUGCACUCGAUGCAGAGUCGGAACGAGUGGUUCAAGAUGCACUGGACAGAGUCAUGGUGAGCCGAACCACAGUCGUGGUAGCUCACCGGUUAUCGACCAUCAAAGGUGCAGAUGUAAUUGCAGUGGUAAAAAAUGGAGUGAUUGUGGAGAAGGGGAAGCAUGAAACUCUCAUCAAUAUUAAAGAUGGUUUCUAUGCCUCCUUAGUAGCACUUCACAUGAGUGCUGCAUCUUAGGGCUUCUUUUCCCCUUUGUAUUCACAUUUCUAAAGUAGGGUUGUUGUGUACUUCCAUUGCCUCUUCCACUUGGGAAACAAUAAAAACCAAACUUGUUCCUUUGGA